Folsomia candida is the source of this 2422-nucleotide messenger RNA. RefSeq names its product NAD kinase 2, mitochondrial (gene Nadk2). The record is from RefSeq and is a predicted model, not a curated record. Gene Ontology annotation, biological process: NAD+ metabolic process; NADP+ biosynthetic process. Gene Ontology annotation, cellular component: mitochondrion. Gene Ontology annotation, molecular function: NAD+ kinase activity. Lineage: Eukaryota; Metazoa; Arthropoda; Collembola; Entomobryomorpha; Isotomidae. The coding region runs from base 635 to 2086 and encodes 483 amino acids. The transcript is spliced from 7 exons.
CAAACUUGAAGACGAGGUUGAUGUCAACAAGUGAAUCUGAACAGAUUUUAUAUUUCAAAAAUAUUUAUUAGAUGUUUGGUAAACUUUUGUGGCACUUAACUAAUUAAUCAAGUUUUUUAAAAAAACAAUUACGGAUAUAAUUAAUUUAUGUGAAGGAAGUGACUCUCUAGAUAAUCGAGCGAUUAACUAAUCAACAUGUAAAUUAAGGAAGGAUUACGUCUUUUUCUUAAUUCUUGGGGUGGACGGACGGGUGCAGGGUCAGAGGUCACCCCUCGCUCGCUGGACCAGAGAGUAAAUUAAUUACCACAUCAGAGAGUCCAGAAUUCCAUCCAGCCAUUAAUCAAGGAAUGAAAUAUGAUGAUAUUUAAGUAAUCAUUGGAGAGCUAAUCCUAAGAAGGUGUAUAUUUUCAAGUGGGGGAUAUUUUUGGUACCGUUUCCCUGUUUAACUUUGGAAAAAAUAUACUUUGGAAAAUGAUGUUAACGCAAAGGAGAACGAGCCUCGCUGUGUUCCUUUUGUCCAGCAAAACUAAGGAUAAGAAGGUUGAUAAGUUAGGAAAAAAGACGAAGAAAGAUUCUAAGCGACUCUAAAUUCGUGUUAAAAUCUUUGGAAAGUAUUCAAAAGUGCUCAAAAAAUAUGCGACUUCAAUUCGUCUCAACGCUUGUUUCGGCGCUGUCGAACUGUCGUGCGACGAGGUUCCGAAUGCCGACACGUUUUUAUUCUACGACGACGACGCCGCCGCCGCCAUCCCCACGCGAUGCCUCCACGGAGAUCAAUUUUAACCCGAAGCGCGUCCUCAUUUUGACAAAGCUGAGUCGCUACGAGUUUGAAAAACUGCGACAUCCCGACCUCGCCAACGAGCAUGAGUUGGAACAACUCUUGAAAAAGCGAGGUUCUGACUACAACACGCUCCUUUAUCAUCACUAUAUCCACAAAGGGUGUGAAUUCCGUGUCGUCAAAGCGUUCCAAGACUUUGGCGUGCAGACAAGACUGGUCAGCAGGUUCAACUAUACCCAGGAGAACAUAGACUGGGCCGAUCUAAUCGUGACGACGGGAGGAGACGGAACAUUUUUGAUGGCCGCGUGUCGAAUUCAGGAUCGACAAAAGCCCAUUGUUGGCUUUAAUACGGACCCCACACGAUCCAUCGGUUAUCUCUGUCUCGCCAAAAAGUACUCCAUAAACGUGCAGGACGCGGUGAAUAAACUAUUUCAAAACAAGUUCAAAUGGACGCUAAGAAAGAGGAUGAGGAUCACGAUGAUUGGCGAAUCUGUGUACGACUCUCCCGUUGAAUUGCACGAUCAGCAGCUAUCACAACCCGAGUACCGCUUUUUCGAAUGCCUCCAAGAAGCCGUUCCUACCACCCCGCUCACCGUGGGGGACGAACAGUUCAAAAACUCCAAACUAAAAACUCGUACCCUCCCCGUCCUUGCACUCAACGAGGUUUACCUCGGCGAAUGCGUCUCCGCUCGCGUUUCCUAUUUUGAAGUCUCCACCGACACGACACCACACGGAGAGAGGAUAAAAACAAAGAAUGCCGGCAUCUGCAUCGCGACUGGGACCGGGUCGACCUCGUGGAGUCACAAUAUUUCAAAAAUCUCUCGCCAAACGGUGCAAGAAGUGUUAAAUUUGGUCGAUCACGAAUUAAAAGGUGACCUCGCGGCGAUGCAGGCAAAUCCCGUGUUAGGUCAGAUCGCCUCCAUGCAAACGUCCCUCUCCAAUGAAGGCAUGGUUGACAAGAUAACACACGCGUACAACCAAGCGUUAACCUUUCCUCCAGAAUCGGGCAAGAUGCUGUACACAAUUCGUGACCCCGUGUCACAUUCAACGCUGCCGUGUGCAUCUGAAAUUCAGCCGAGAUCGUUCGCCCAGAGGAUGGAGGUCAAGUCGAGGUGCUUCGAUGCCUGCAUGGUGAUUGAUGGAGGGUUGUCGUUCUCCUUUAAUGAUGGGACCACUGUCAUCUUUGAAAUGUUUGAGGAAGAUGCGUUAAAAACGGUGGUUGAGUUGGAGGAUGAUGACGAAGAGGGAACCAGAAAUGGGGGGACCGGUGGAAAUGGAGGUUUUAGUCAUGUAAGGUCGUUCGGGAUUUGAGUGGACGAAAAGCAUGUCAAUCUUUGUAAAUUUUAGGGAAUUAGCUAGUUUACAAAGUCGUACAAAGUUCGCAAAUGAGUGACGCAGAUUUUGACCGUGUUCAAAUCUAAAAGUGGGGAUGAAUGUGAAAUGUAUUUUUGUGUAUGACCGAAAAUUAAUUAGGAGUCUUUGUUCCUGUUAUUCUGAAAUAAUGUGAUACGUGUCUAAUAAGUAAAUUAGUGCAAGAUAUUUAUUUUAGGAAAAGCUACAUAUAUUUGCAAAUAUUGACUAUAACUUUGUAUAUGUAAUGUGGGAAAUUAUUAUGACUGAUGAGAUGAAUAAAUAAUUGUAAUUGUA